AUGGACCAGAAUGACAAUGAUAUGCAGGGCACGGAAAACUCUGGAAUAUUAGGUGGCCCUGAUGUUCGUAAGCGGAUCCCCAUCAAACUUCUUCCCAAACAAGCCAGGAGCAGCAAGCCAACACCCCGAACACAGAGACCCAUGGGCCGUUUGCCGUCAAAGUCUCAUUUGGGAGAUGAUGAUGACCUAAGUUAUAAGCAGGAGGAGAGGUUUGUCUUUGGUGCAAAGUCAGGAGAUGCGUUUGCUAGUCAAAGACGGUUUCCACAGCAACUGUACUGGGAUUACAAGCUAAACUUAAUUGGUGAGAAGGAUGACAUGUCAAUUCAUUUUUGUGACAAGUGUGGCCUGCCCAUUAAGACCUAUGGACGCAUGAUACCUUGCAAGCAUGUUUUCUGCUAUGAAUGUGCAAUGCUUCAUGAAAGGAAAGGUGAUAAAAUGUGCCCAGGUCUGACCUUGUACAGCUGCACAGACCCGGUCCAGCGGAUUGAGCAGUGCCAGCGCGGCUCCCUCUUCAUGUGCAGCAUCAUUCAGGGCUGCAAGCGCACCUACCUCUCCCAGCGAGACCUACAGGCUCAUAUCAACCACCGGCACAUGAGGGCCAACAAGGCCACUGGAGGACGCUCAGAUCCUCAGCACCCUCCCAGUGCCUCUGACGUGUCCGACCGCUUCCGCUUACCCCCUCACUUGCCCAAGCCCCAUGUGCAUGUUCCCCCUCCCUUGACACAUGGAGGUCAUGACCAUUACAACCAGGCCCAAACAGCCACCCAUGAUGACCCGCGAGCCCCGCAAGCUCAGCCACCUCCGACAGACAUUGGACCACCCCGCUCUCUAGCCCAAGAGACCUUCCGUAUUGCCACGGUGACCACACGCAAACACAGCAACCUCAUCACUGUACCUAUCCAGGAUGACACCGCAAGCUCUGCCCCUUCUCGUGAACCCCUGCCUCAGCCUGGCUCUGCUCCUCCCCCGCAUCAUAUCCCAGGAGACUACCAAAGCCAGCCUGUAGUGUCCCACCCUCACCACAUGAUGGCGCCACCUCAGCCACACUAUGGGCCACCACCGCCUCCCCCUAUCAGCCACUCCCUGCAGCACCCCCCACAGGGCUCCAGCACACCUCACAUGGUAUAUAACCAGGCCCCUCCUCUUCCAAUGUCCUCUGUCCCACCUCCCAUCACCCCUCCUCCUUCACACCUGAUGGGUCAGAUGCCCCCUUACAUGAACCAUCCUCCACCAGGACCACCUCCUCAGCAUGGUGGCCCCCCAGUCAGUGCUCCUCCGCCACGUCACUACAACCCUCCAUUUUCUGAGGACCAAGGCACCCUCAGCCCACCUUUCAGCCAGCCCGGAGGGGUGAGUCCUGGCCUCUGGCCAGCCCCUAGAGUACCUCCGCCUCGCAUGCAGGGCCCCCCACCUCAGGGACAAAUGCCUGGACCUCACCACCCAGACCAGGCGCGCUACAGAACGUAUUACCAGUAGACCAGUCUUAAUGUUCCUCUUUAGCUACCAGGAACUUAUCUUUGCCUCACUGCUGGUCCUUUCUUUGGGGCCCCAAACGACAUGAGUGAGUUUAGUUCAGGGUAGUACGUGAUUGUUUUUUGGUUCAAACUCUUGUUUUA
Molecule: messenger RNA, 1616 nt
Organism: Chanos chanos (milkfish)
Lineage: Eukaryota; Metazoa; Chordata; Actinopteri; Gonorynchiformes; Chanidae
Gene: cbll1
Product: Cbl proto-oncogene-like 1, E3 ubiquitin protein ligase
Exons: 6
Coding region: 1-1476 (491 amino acids)
Biological process (GO): protein ubiquitination; regulation of cell adhesion
Molecular function (GO): ubiquitin protein ligase activity
Source: RefSeq, a predicted model, not a curated record